GCUUAAGCUGCUGAGCUGAGUCAAACGGCUGUCUUCUGGCUUAGUUUAAGGUUAAAAUAGAAACUCUUCGCCGUGGUUUUGUUUCUUUAAAAAGUAUUAACAUAGAAGUCAGGUCGGUUUGUGAGCUCUCAAGUGUGGUUGUUCUUGACUGAGAAAGUGUCGUUUCCUGUUCCGGAGUCUUUGUGGGGAGUUGGCUGUCUGUCGUUUUUUCUGCGGUUUCAAAGGAGAUAAAGGCUGAUAAGAUGGCGGACUGUGUCUCAAAGGUGGAGCUGACCGUCUCCUGCUCUAACCUGCUGGAUAAAGAUGUCGGAUCGAAGUCGGACCCUCUGUGUGUGCUGCUGCAGGGCACGGGAGGAGAUAAAUGGACUGAGCUGUGUCGUACCGAGCGUUUGAUGAACACCGACAAUCCAUCCUUCAGUCAGCGCCUCAGACUGGAUUAUCACUUUGAGACUGUGCAGAAUCUGAAGCUGGGGGUUUACGACAUCGACAACAAGAGCGUCGACCUCGGCGAUGAUGACUACCUGGGAGGGGUGGAGCUAACACUGGGACAGAUAGUUGCCAGUAAAUCUGUGUCCAGACCUCUGCAGCUGAAGAAAGGCAAACCAGCCGGGAAAGGAACCAUCACUGUCACAGCAGAAGAGAUAAAGGAUAAUAGAGCCAUUGAGUUGGAGAUGGAGGCUAAAAAGCUUGACAAGAAGGAUAUGUUUGGAAAGUCUGAUCCAUUCCUGGAGUUCUUUAAACAAGGUGCUGAUGGAAAGUGGCAGCUGGUCCACAGAACAGAGGUGGUGAAGAACAAUCUGAAUCCCACCUGGAAGAAGUUCACCAUUCCUCUUCAGACGUUCUGCAGCAGCGACCUCGACAAAACUCUGAAGGUGAAUUGUUCUGAUCAUGACAGCGAUGGAUCUCAUGAUCUGAUCGGUUCUUUUGAGACUAAAGUGUCCGAGCUGUUGAAAGCUGCUGAUUCAAGGACUGAGUUUGACUGCGUCCAUGCUGAGAAACAGAAGAAGAAGAAGGGCUACAAGAACUCUGGAGUCGUCAGUGUGAAGAGCGCCAAGCUGAUGACUCAGCACUCCUUCCUGGACUUUGUGAUGGGCGGCUGCCAAAUCAACUUCACAGUGGGGAUCGACUUCACCGGCUCGAACGGUGAUCCUCGCUCACCCAACUCUCUCCACUACAUGAGCACAGAUGGGCUAAACCAGUACCUGACUGCUCUGUGGUCUGUGGGUCAGGUGGUCCAGGACUAUGACACUGAUAAGUUCUUCCCAGCUUUCGGUUUCGGAGCCAAACUGCCUCCAGACUACCAGGCUGCAAACCAUGAGUUCGCCCUCAACUUCAACCCCUCUAACCCUCACUGCCAAGGUAUCGAGGGGAUAGUUGAAGCCUACAGGAUGGUUUUGCCUCAGCUGAGACUCUCUGGACCGACAAACUUCUCUCCCAUCAUCAAUCACGUCGCUUCCAUCGCCGCCACCGCUGCACAGACCAACAGCGCCUCUCAAUACUACGUCCUCCUCAUCCUCACUGACGGCGAGAUCACCGACUUGGACCAGACCCGAGACGCCAUAGUUCGGGCGUCGCGGCUGCCGCUGUCAAUCAUCAUCAUUGGCGUGGGGCCAGCGGACUUUAAGGCCAUGGAGCUUCUGGAUGGAGACGACGGCGUGCUGAGGUCGACGACAGGGGAAGCCAUUACCAGAGACAUCGUCCAGUUUGUUCCAUUCAGACAGUUCGAAAAAGCUCCCACGGCAUCUCUGGCUCAGUCUGUCCUCGCUGAGGUUCCCAAUCAGGUGGUGUCUUAUUUCAAAAUGAGAGGCCUCGAACCACUUAAACCACAAGCUGCUGCUCCCAAAUCCUAAACCCUGCCCUACAUACCCACACUCCCCCACCUCCCAGCUCCAGCCUCCCACCAUCACCUCAUUCCAGGAUCAGACCACGGCCCUCAGCUUUGGCCUCACCCACAAAAUCAACCACUUUUCAAGGACCAACCUAAUGUGUCGCUGGAAUUUCAGCCAAUCACAAUGCAGCAAUUAGCUGUCAGCCAAUCAUAAUGCCAAGAGCAAUCAUUCACAUUUUUUUUGUUAUCAGUUUUAUAAUCAGUUUGUUUUCUCUGAUUUUCCUCUUCACUAAGUGGAAUGAUAAUAAUGCUGUGUAUAUUAUUGAUUCCUCCUGCUGCUUCCACACUAACUAUGCAAGUCACGUGUUUAUAGACGUGUUCAACAGUCACAGAGCCACACACACACACACACAUACACACUCCAUUGUGGUUGCCAUAGUAACAUAAGACCACUAACUUCCUGAGAGCUGAACAUGAUGUGUAGAAACAGUAUUUAAAUGACAAAGCAUUUGUAGAGAGAAGUUUUUCCAUUCACUUCAACACAUUUUUCUAUCACAGCAGCAUCUGACAUUAAACAUACACAGACAUUAAGCCAAUGGUUUCCAGGUUACCAUGGUGAUACUGCACCCAGGACCAGCUCUACAUGAGUGUGUGUGGCUCUCCUUGCACUUUGCUCUUUUCACUAAAAUGCUGGAAAAUAUAUAUUAUGAAUGUUAUAGACGUUAUCAUAGCUUUACUACUAUAUAGCCUUAUAAUACACUUUACUCUAGCCUUAAUGUAGUUGUUAGUGUAGUCUGUGUGACUUCAACACAACACUCAGCUGCUUCCAGACUCUUCUGUCAUGACUCUCAGUGGUUUUUUUGAUGCAGCCAUUUUGCCUCCCAGCUCAGAACUAAUUUCUGCCAUCAUGUUGGGUUCAACCUGUGUUUCCUAAAAUAAAGACGAGCCGUUUGACCUUUUUUAAAAUACCAAAACUGAUGACCUGUGACAUUCAUGUUUCAUAAAUUAUGUUGGAGGCAGGACAAGCAGGCCAUCAUGUCAUCAUCAGUUAAUUUUUUCAGCCUGUAUCAAAGAACUGCAUCGCUGUAACGCAGACCUGAACAGACUUGAUCUGUUAAUAUGAAAUAUAGUCAGCGGUGCCUGCAGUAUCUGUCUGAACUCAGCUCGUCAACGUUAAGUGGUCACAUAAAGUCCACAAACGGAUGCUGACUGUGUAUGCAUAAAAACGGCAGCACACAGACAUUCAUACAUUUCUCAGAAAAAUUUAUGACAUACAAAUUACAACAUUUAUGUCACCGCUGUGAGGAUGCAGAAUGUAUAAUUUGGGCUUCAGGGAACAGAUUUACUAAUUGAUUGCACUGUUGGAGACAAAACUCACACAAAGACAGCAGCAAAAGACAAACUAAAGCAACAAUCAUGAAAGAAACAUGAAAUACAAAGUCGAGUGAAGUCAGGUUUACAGAACACAGUUUUGGUUCUAACAGUAGAGGCUCAGAGCAAAGUGCCUUAGUGAAUGAACCCUCUGACACAAACACUUUUUGUAUGCAGGGAGCCAACAUGGUCGCCUCAAUAGUACAGUAAUGAUACUGCGUUCAGGUCAUGUGGAAGUUGCAGUAAAUAUGUUCAGUAUCCAAGUUAGACGUUAUUCCCCCUGGGCCGCACAAACUGAGGUAAAGAUGCAUCCAUUACAAGCACUUAAUGAAUUUAUGAGGACAGUCCAGCAGGUAAUAAAUCAACGUCUGAACACACUUUUAGACUAGCAAUUAAGAGCACUUGCGGUCUCUAUCUUGAGCUAACCAGUGAUGUAAGCACUUAGAAGUCGUAACCACGGUAACGCACCACCCCAAAUGACCUGAAUACAGUGUCUUGCAUUGCCAAGCAACAGCAUCACACUGAGAGUCUGUCCGAAUGUCUGCUCUGUGUAUGUACCAAAGACUAACUCCUGAUUGACACAUUGCCUCACCUCCACCAGAGGUAGGAUAAACAUUGCUACAGCAAAGCCACAGUGAAUGUUGUUAAAAAGCAUUGCUGACUAAAGAGUUACCGCCAACAAUCUGCAGACACUUUAAAUUGAGACCACUUUUAAAAAUAAUCUAUUUUUGCUGCAGAAAUGAUAUAAAUAAAAUUGUCAGAGAUGUAAUUUUGGGCUUUUUUCAGGGGCCAUUUUUUUUCAUAGUCAUAUUUCUGUAUUAUAUAUCUGUAAUCGCUGAGGUUAGUUUUAACUUCAUUAAAGAAGGUCAUGCUUCAUAUUUUGGGAACACUGUAAUAAAACAAUCUUUAUAAUAACCUUUUUGUUGUUUACAAAUACAAUUGUAAAGUGCUCUCACAGUCUCAGGUUCAAUUAACUGGUAACCAAUUAACACAUCAGUGAAACACCAAAUAACUUGGACAAGAAACUAAAAGACCAAACAACACCUGAACAAACUCUAUGUCCUGGAAGACUGUGAGAUGUGUUUGAAAGCUCUGAAAAAAUCUAGUUGGGAUGAUUAUUUUGUUGUGUAUUUUUAGUUGAAGCAGUGUUUUAUGUUUGCCAUCCAUCUCUCGCCUGUUUGGUGCCAACAGUGUCUGCUGCUUCAGACGGUGUGAUUUGUUGUCAUUCUGUCAAAUUUGCUCCAGUUUUCUCUCCAAGAAAACAACAAUGCAGAAAUCUGAGAAAUAUAAAAUCUGAUGUUUGGAAUUGAAGAGUCUGGAUUUGUCCAACGUUCAGGAGAAUAAUAUCUUCAUCUGUUUACUUCAGUGUUUCCCAACAUUUUGGCCCUCUAAACAAAACCAUUUCUACUGGUAAACAAUGAAUUCUUGUUGACUUGGUCACAUAUUAACAUAUCAACAAACUUAUCUCCUGUAUCAACAGUAGUGACCAGUUAAACUGAAGAAAGAAUGUCUUUUUUGUUUUAUUUGAAUACACUUUCAGAGGCUAAGAGACAUAAAAUGAUGUAGUCAUUCACAAGAUCAAGUCUGAAAACAUAUUUCUUUGCUUUAAUCAUCAUACUCACUACCCCCAAACACUUCACAGGUCUCUAUAGAAAACAAAUGUAACAAUUAAUACUUUCAGCUUCCUUAUUUUAAACACAAACCUUUAAAAUACAAAACGUCUAUCAAUUUUUUUCCAAAAAAAAACGUACGAACUACUUUCUGAAAUUCAUAUAGACCAUUUAGAAAGAAAAAAGCCUAGCAAUCUCCUGAUGAAGACCAUGACAUGCACUUGAAAGCACUAGUAAAAAGCUCAUGUGAUUUUGAUGCCAAACAACAACAUAUUCUGUUGAUGGAUGUUCGUCUCUUUACAUUUAUAUCUCCGCCAUCUUCUUUGCUUGUUUUCUUCUUUGUUGCCAGAAACGUAUUAUAUCUGUGUUCUAGUUGAAGGGAAUUUUUUGUCAUAUAUGUGGUAUAUAAGGUGCUUCGGAUUUUAAGAUUUCAGCCAAAAUAUCUUUUAAACAGAAAAUUACUGAAGUUAAAUGAAUGUAAUCUGGAUAUCAUGACGGAAAUCAGCUGGAUAUUAUGUAUGUCAGUUUAAUUUUAGCUGUGUGGUCACAUGGUACUGUGAUGUCAUUGAGUGUGGGAGAAAUGUUGGCCAAAUUUCCAAAAGCUGCUGUCACUCAGACCAUCAGGGAUGAAAAUCUGCUGAUUGAAAAUGAGAAAAAAAUCUUGCCUUGAUAAAGAACUACACCUCACAUAGUGCUUUGCUCCACAUGUGCUUCAGCUUGCUGUAAUGAAAGUUUAACCUCUUUCACACCUGUUUUCAUAACUAAUGGCUCAAACUGGUUGAUCCACAGCAUGAAGUGACCACCAGCUCCACUGCUCACUUAAACAGUUAACUGCAAUUAACUAACCAGUGAAACUAACCAUUAUAACCAGUAACAUCAUGUCUGUAUGAAUGCUGCCUUAGAAUUCAAUAAAGAAAAACCCACAUGUU
Scomber scombrus (Atlantic mackerel) is the source of this 5738-nucleotide messenger RNA. RefSeq names its product copine I (gene cpne1). The record is from RefSeq and is a predicted model, not a curated record. Gene Ontology annotation, molecular function: RNA binding; calcium-dependent phospholipid binding. Gene Ontology annotation, biological process: positive regulation of tumor necrosis factor-mediated signaling pathway; cellular response to calcium ion; regulation of RNA splicing. The transcript is spliced from 16 exons. The coding region runs from base 243 to 1850 and encodes 535 amino acids. Gene Ontology annotation, cellular component: ribonucleoprotein complex; nucleoplasm; plasma membrane. Lineage: Eukaryota; Metazoa; Chordata; Actinopteri; Scombriformes; Scombridae.